This is a messenger RNA of Anopheles nili, 342 nucleotides long. RefSeq lists its product as uncharacterized. The transcript is spliced from 2 exons. Lineage: Eukaryota; Metazoa; Arthropoda; Insecta; Diptera; Culicidae. The coding region runs from base 1 to 342 and encodes 113 amino acids. The record is from RefSeq and is a predicted model, not a curated record.
AUGACCAAACUCGUAGUAGCGUGUGUGUUUAUUGCCGUAUCCUUAUUCGGUUUUGUUCAAGGAUCAGAUCUCAUUAUGGGAAGCAUCGGAAGUGGUGAUCGUUUGCUUUAUUCACAAAUUUCGACAGCCCCGGGCAUUCCAGGCGGACUUGCGUACCUGGCGGUGAACUAUACGGGCGACUACAGCAUCACCGCCCUUCGCGCUUUCGAUCGAUCAAUUAAUCGUUCUGGCAGUGUGGUUUUAACCGGUGGUGGUUUCUUACAGCGAUUCGUUAAUUUGGCGCUCCAGACACGAGUCGUCGGAGAUCCAGUCGAAUACUUGGUGGAAAUUUACGGACGAUAG